This is a messenger RNA of Cooperia oncophora, 447 nucleotides long. The record is from the annotation of a GenBank genome assembly. Lineage: Eukaryota; Metazoa; Nematoda; Chromadorea; Rhabditida; Trichostrongylidae.
GGACAAAAUGAAGUACCUGAGAAGACCGCCGCCGCUCCAUCAGACGUUAGACGUGUUAAGAAGAAAAAAAGCAGAAGCAAAUUAUUCAGUAAAUCAAGGGCCGAUACGCCAGUGAAAACCGCCCUAGAAAGGAGCGAGGCAAAUAAAAAAAGUAGAUCAUCGAGACCUCAAAAGACCGGAGAAGAAAAAAGUCUCAUGAAGACCCGUACUGAAGAAAGGAGUGUAAUGAAGACCCGAACGGUAGAGGAAAAACGGCAGCCACCACCUCAAUUCAAGUUGCCGUCGAAUAUGGAACCGGUAGAACCGACCUCCAAGCUAAAAACAAUAGCUGUUUUGAGCGCUGAAAAGGCUGAGAGUUUCCAUGCGAAAGUCAAACCUGAGACAAAAAACAAGUUGUUCAACCUACUCAGCCAAAAAUUGGUGGCGCCACAGGCCAGAGCAAGGUAA